This is a messenger RNA of Platichthys flesus (European flounder), 903 nucleotides long. Its product is annotated as osteocalcin 2-like. The record is from RefSeq and is a predicted model, not a curated record. The coding region runs from base 48 to 758 and encodes 236 amino acids. The transcript has 2 exons. Lineage: Eukaryota; Metazoa; Chordata; Actinopteri; Pleuronectiformes; Pleuronectidae.
UAUAAAGCCUCCUCCCAGUGUUGUUCUCCACACACACAAAGCGAACGAUGAAUGAGGGAAAACUCCUAUCGAUGCCAACCGAAAGUCAGCUGAUUGAGCUGGAGCUGCUGAACAUUGAGGAGCAACUUCUGAUAAUUGAUUAUCAACAACAACAACAACUACAGACGAGGAGAAGCAGGCGAAGGUUGUUUGUACUGCCACUAAACCAACCGACGACCAACAAUGACAAGCCCUCAACUGCCAGCAUGGCCAUCGACGAAGUACCAUCGCCAUCCAGCUCCUCAUCACCUGAGGCCUCCCCCGAGCCAUCCACCUCCUCAUCAUCUGAGGACUCCCCCGAGCCAUCCACCUCCUCAUCAUCUGAGGCCUCCCCCGAGCCAUCCAUCCCCUCAACCGAGGCCUUCGUCCAGUCAACAACUUCAGCUUCUCUGCGGCCCAGUUCACCGGCUUCCUUCACCCUGUCCGACCCUCCAGCCUCCAUGAUGCUGCCAUCUCCCCUGUCCCGCACAGCAAAAAAGAGGAAAAGAAAGGGGGAGCAGGAUAUUGGUGGCCUCACCCGUGUCAGGGGCGAUUUGAAGGAGCUCAGGCUGGCGCUAUUAGGGAACAUCUCGGAGCCAGAUGAAUACGCCAGAUUUGGGCUUACUGUGGGGGACAUGGUGAGGGCAAUGCCUCCAGCGAUACGGCGUUCUGUGAUGGACAGGGUGUAUAUAUAUGUGCUUACGCACAAGGGCGUAGUCCAAGACUUUGGCACUAAAUAGUUAUUUUAUUAGUAGUAGUUAGUUUGUGUUUUGCACCUUGUACUUUUGCACUGUAUUAUUUCUUAUUUUGCACAUUUUGCAUUUUUCUUCUUUUAUCACUUAUUUUACAACUUGUAUGUAAAUAAAACACCAUAUAAGUAUUGAA